AUGCCAAUACCCACCAAGCCAAAACCUGUAUCCAUUCCCGUAUCCUCCGCCUGCAGUGGCAUGUCAUAUGAUUCUCCGGGUCAAACGCCCUGCCCGCCCUACGGUUACCGACUUGCUCCGUACUACCCACAAUACGCGUACGGUGGACAAGCGAUGCCUCAGCCUCCUCCAACUAUCUCCGAGUUUGGCUUGGGGAGCGCUCCUUCUACGUACGAUGACUACCCCAGGCGCUUCAAACGCAGGUACCAUUGCACGUUUACAAAGUCAAAUACUCCUCCUCCCGGCACUGUUUUUACACUACAUCCACUUUGA
Messenger RNA from Laccaria bicolor S238N-H82, 312 nucleotides. RefSeq lists its product as uncharacterized. The record is from RefSeq and is a predicted model, not a curated record. The coding region runs from base 1 to 312 and encodes 103 amino acids. NCBI's taxonomy places the organism in Eukaryota, Fungi, Basidiomycota, Agaricomycetes, Agaricales, Hydnangiaceae. The transcript has a single exon.